This is a messenger RNA of Gasterosteus aculeatus aculeatus (three-spined stickleback), 3338 nucleotides long. Its product is annotated as nuclear GTPase SLIP-GC. NCBI's taxonomy places the organism in Eukaryota, Metazoa, Chordata, Actinopteri, Perciformes, Gasterosteidae. Gene Ontology annotation, molecular function: GTPase activity. The record is from RefSeq and is a predicted model, not a curated record.
UUGGGUGGAGUCGGAGCAUUUUUUAGAGCAAAGGGAGUUUUACCCCCGCUGGAGUUUGACAAAGCUGGAGGAGCGGCAUUGAUCCACAUCUUUGACCUUCUCGCUGCAGGUUUCGUUUCUUGGGUGGAGUCGCAGCAUUUUGCAGAGCAAAAGGAGUUUUACGCCCGCUGGAGGAGCGGCAUUGAUCCACAUCUUUGACCUUCUCGCUGCAGUUUCCGUUGGUGGUCAUGGAUGAUUUUGUUCGUGAUAAAUUAACUGAAUGGGGUCUACGCGAGUUGAUAGAAACAUUUAAAGAACAAAAGAUUGACAGGAAAAGUUUGUACUGUCUGGAGGAUCAAGAUAUUGUUGAAUUGAUUCCGUUAGUGGGACCACGGUCCGUUUUCAAGACGGAACUGAAGUUGUUAAAGGAACAAAACACAGCAAAUCCGGAUACAUCUCAUGCGUCUGCUCAAGUCAUUCCGUCCACCAGUGGCAGAAGAAAUGACGGAAAGAGAAAGUCUGAUCUCCAGGGCGAGUCCAAUCAACAGCAAUCACCGACUAAAAAACAACACCUUGCCAAAGAAAUAAAGACACUGACUAAGGUGAAAGACAUAAUGCGACGUGUCCUAAAGACAAUACCUCCUGAAAAAAACAACCUGAACGACUUCCUGAGGAGAAAAAUCCAUGAUUUGGAGACGGACGAGAGGAAGGUGGUCGGUGUCUUCGGUAAAACCGGAGCUGGAAAAAGCUCUUUGAUAAAUGCCGUCAUUGGAUUGAACAAGUUCUUGCCCUCUGGAAGCGUCAGUGCAUGUACAUCAGUCUUGAUUAAAGUGGAGGCUAACAUGCAGAACCAAAAGGGCGAGGCAAUCAUUGAGUUUAUUACGAAAGAGGAGUGGAGAGACGAGUUGUGGUUCUCAAAACAUUUCGGUCUGGAAAAUGAGGAAGAUGACCACAGGGAGAUUGUUGAAAAGCUGUCAGCGCUGUAUGGAGAAGACUGGAAAGAAAAAUCUUCUGAUGACCUCAUGGAUGGCAAAUAUUUCAUAGAGAUCCAAGAAUUUCUCCUUUCCAAGAAGAAGAUUUUGACUGCCGAUAAAGAUGAAGAGCUAUUUGAAAAAUUAAUCAGAUACACAAGAACCAAACCAGAUGACACAGAAGAUAAAGGCACAAAGAGGUGGUAUUGGCCGCUGGUGAAGUGUGUGACCAUCAAGGUGCCAAACGCUGAUCUUCUUAAGCAUGUCACACUCGUGGAUCUUCCUGGAAACGGGGACAGUAACAAGAGCAGAGACACGAUGUGGAAAACGGUGGUUGGAAGUUGUUCCACUAUCUGGAUCGUGACUGACAUUAAUCGAGCAGCAUCAGACAAAGAAGCCUGGGAUAUCCUGAAAGAUGCCUGCAGCUACAUGGGAAAUGGUGGCCAGUGUAAUCAGAUUCACUUCAUCUGCACCAAGUCUGAUCCUCAUCAAGAUGCAGAAGAUGAUUCAAGAACUGGUAUUCAUGAUUUCAUCUUGAAAAGAAACCGGCAAGCCAAAAAAGAAGUGAUGAAAGAAUUUAACCAACUAAAGGAGGUUAAGAAACACUUCAGUGAGGAAAGUUUCAAAGUCUUCACAGUGAGCUCCGUAGAGUUUCUGAAUCAGGAAUAUCUAAAUCAAGAAGAAACUGAAAUACCCAAACUUCAGGAGUUCCUGCAGGAGCUCAAUGACUGUCACAAAGAGACGUUGAACUACGUGUCCGGAGCCCGCGGGAUCCUCUCUCUGAUUCAAGGGGCCAGCCGCAGAGGAGGGUCUGAGAUAAAGAAAGAUGUGUGCACAAUCCUUGAAGAAAAGAUGACAGAUGAACUUGAAAAAGUCCAUAAACAAAUGGAAGAAACUUACCAGGCUUUUGAAAAGUGUCUCAGUGACGGAGUUGAGAAAUCUGAAAGUUACUGUGAAAAAGCCUUGGAGUCUGUGAUAAAUCCUAGAGGGUCAGGAAGUGGUUUCCACAUGACACUGAGGUCUUUAGUAACGCACAACGGCAUCUACAAAGCAAAAACAAACAAAAAUCAAAAAAAGAGGAAACAAAAAAACCUGAACAUGGCGUUAUCUUCAUACCUGACUGAGAGCAUCGAUGAGAAAUUCAAGGAGACCUUCCCAAAUGAAAUAAAUUGUGGACCAUUCAACGGAAAACUCAAUUCGUUUUCACUUGACACAAAGAGGAUGAAAAUGGAUCCAGAGUACGAAGAUGUGGAACUUCAACUGGAAUUUCUCAAUGCAGAGGAAAUUAAGAUGAAGAAGAAACUCAUCAAAAUCAUCCGCGAUCGCAAGAAAAAGAUCUACAGCAGUCUGAUGACAACAGUUGAGGAAUCAAUGCAGAAAUGCUAUGACGAUGCAAAAGGAAUUCGAGGACCUGACUUGCUGAAUAACAUGAGAGAAACGAUGAGGAAGCACGUUCAUGAUUCAAAAAACAUCAUGUUUAAGAAUGCUAAAAAGGUCAUGUUGAACCAGCUGAGAGAGUUAAGGGACGACAUCCUGAAGGACCUGAAAGAGACGAUGCAGGAAUCAAUCGAGCUGUCGCUCAAGACAGACGGUUACUCAAUUCCAGAUGUUGCAGAGGAGCUUGAUAUGGUGAAGAACCACCAUGAAGAACUGACGGGAAGCGCAGAAGAAGACCAGUAGUUUGUUGAUCGUCCGCCAAGCUGCUGAACAGCUGAUGAGCAGCUGAUGAGCAGCUGAAGAGCCCGAACCCUUUGAGACGUGAGGCCUCUGGAUUUGGUCUCAACCAUUUUUAUCAACUCAUCUCAUUACAAUUGUCUUUGAUGUGUACUUUGAAUUAGCUUGUGGUCAUAGACAUGCAUUGCGAUUUGAGAUUUUACAUGUUUUGUGGGACAUUUUAGUUUUUAAAUGAUUAAAGUUUAGACGCAGACAGAAGCUGUGUGUGUGUGUGGGGGGCGGGAAGGGGGGAGCAGGAUGUCACAUUGUGGUUUAAGAGUACAGCUCUCAGCCACCUAUGAUUACCAGUUUAGUGAUUCACAUUUUUCUUCUUGACUAUAUAUCUAUAAUAAUACAAUUUUAAUUGUAGUUUAGCAGUUGAUUAGUAUUGGUCUCAGUGUGUACUGUAUGUUCAGCUUGGCAAUGAUUUUAGGCUUUUUUAAGAUUUCUUUCUGUCAUUUUCAAAGAUAAAACUUUUUUACUGCAAAAUAAUGUUUAAAUGUGUUAAUUGAUGUAUCAAAAAUUGGAUGGAACUAGAUGAUUGUAAUCAACCAACAAGCAUAUCUGGUUUCUUAUUAUUUAGUGAAUAAUUGUUUUGUCUUAAUAUACAUUCUACGUGCAUUGAUAGUAUUUUGCACGGUAAACUCUCAAAUAAAGUUAAUUUUCAAAGUGUCA